AUCAACAACAUCAUCACCAUCAUCAUCAGUCAUGAUCUCUCCUGGUCUCCUGCUGGUUCUGCUGGUUCUCACCUGCCUUCAGUCUUUUACAAUGGCCCAGAAUGGAAAUGUACCAGACUCAUGCUGUUUCAGAUACCAGAGAACUCCAAUCCCUAUCAGAGUCAUUACAGGGUAUAAAGUAACAGACCGUCAGUGUACAAAACCUGCAGUCAUCUUUACCUUGAAGAACAUCCGUCAGGUGUGUGUAGAUCCUGAACUCGAGUGGGUGCAGAAACACAUGAAAAGAAUUGACAAGAUCCUGAACAAAACUUCUUUAUUUUCAUCUCCACCUCCUCAGGGUGUGUCAGGAGACACAAGUGUCCGUGCGUCAGCAGUUGAAGACAGCACACGUUAUGAGUGA
Molecule: messenger RNA, 400 nt
Organism: Silurus meridionalis
Lineage: Eukaryota; Metazoa; Chordata; Actinopteri; Siluriformes; Siluridae
Product: C-C motif chemokine 3-like
Exons: 5
Coding region: 32-400 (122 amino acids)
Biological process (GO): positive regulation of ERK1 and ERK2 cascade; positive regulation of GTPase activity; cellular response to interleukin-1
Cellular component (GO): extracellular region
Molecular function (GO): chemokine activity; CCR chemokine receptor binding
Source: RefSeq, a predicted model, not a curated record